Messenger RNA from Pectinophora gossypiella (pink bollworm), 2225 nucleotides. RefSeq names its product partitioning defective 3 homolog B-like. Gene Ontology annotation, molecular function: phosphatidylinositol binding; protein binding. Gene Ontology annotation, biological process: establishment or maintenance of epithelial cell apical/basal polarity; establishment of centrosome localization; microtubule cytoskeleton organization. The transcript has 11 exons. The record is from RefSeq and is a predicted model, not a curated record. NCBI's taxonomy places the organism in Eukaryota, Metazoa, Arthropoda, Insecta, Lepidoptera, Gelechiidae. Gene Ontology annotation, cellular component: cell cortex; apical plasma membrane; apical junction complex. The coding region runs from base 1 to 1662 and encodes 553 amino acids.
AUGAAAUUACACACAAACGACCAGCUCCUGAGUGUGAACGGCGUGUCUCUAGUAGGGCAGUCCAACGCUGAGGCUAUGGAGACAUUACGGCGAGCGCUGCUGCAUUCCCGGCCGCAUGUACACGGGAGCAUAUCGCUUACCAUCGCUAGGAGAACUGACAGUCUCGACAGCCUGGCGCGGUGGAAAGACGACACGCCACCAAACGGCAACGACACAACCAACUCCAACGAGACCCCGCAGAACUUCAACACAGUCAUAUACAAUAGCUCCUCAGACAAAGAGAACAAACCUAUUGAAAACUUCAAUCAGAACAGCGAGGAACGAGGGAUAGACAGCCACGACGGCAGAGGGAGUAAAAAACACGCGUCAAUUAUCACAAUAAACAAUAACACGAGUUGGGUGUCUAACCAAUCGGACGAUAGUAAGGGGUAUUUAGAGAGGGACAAAGAUACGGUACCUCAUGAUCCGAAGAGAGAUAGCUUCGAAUGGAGUAGGCUGGAUGGGUGGAACCCGGUGAUAGACAGGCUGACGGGGUUGCGGAAUGAGAGUUACUAUAUGGCGACUCAGCCGGAGCCGGUGAACGGGCAUCACUACCGACCCAAUCACGGUCACGUGCACAUGUCCCGGUCGCCGCCCGCGCACCAUAAUGUCAUCAUUGAGGAGGAUUAUGGAACUUCAAGCGGAGCGGAGAUGCCCCGCGGUAGCGCGACGGAGUCUGGCAGCGAGUCGGGCGCGGGGUUCAGUCGCGACGCGGUGGGCCGCCGCUCCAUGUCCGAGAAGAGACACGCCGCGCUCGACGCCAAGCAGACCGGCACCUACCGCAAGAUCAAGGAGACCAAGGCUAUCAAUGCAUUGCAAGUGGGUCCAUCGCUAGGCAUGCGGAAGUCAUCGAGUUUAGAAUCGUUACAAACAGCCAUACAAGAAAACCAAAGGAAUCCGCGCCAUGAACCUAUUUACGCAAGAGCACAUCCACCGUUGAAGCACUGGCUGACGGACGACAACCACGGGCCGGAGAUCGUGCGCGGGUCGCCGCAGCAAUCGUCGCUCUCACACAAGAAGCCUUCCUUACUCAAAUCUUUAUCUACUAUGUUCAGGAUAGGCAAACCAAACAAAAAGACUGAGCCGGGAGGAGAGAUAUACGGCAGAUGUCAGCCGGGGCGCGCCUCGGAGAAGUCACUGUCAAGAGAGGCCAUCGAGAGGCACAACCGCAUCGACGAGCGAGACGAACACAACCCACCCACGCAACAGAGGCUGGAGCCGGCGCCGGCCCGGGCAGGCAGCGGGCCGCGCCUGCACGCGGGGGAGCGCCGCGCGCGCGCGCCUCCCUACCGCGGGCCGCCCGCGCGCACGCAGCCUGCGCCCGCGCCGCCACAGGUAAUGGACAGCGCCUGGGGACCUACGGGACAUUACGUCAACUACGAAGAAAUACAACACAACCUCAACGCGCGCAGGGAGAAGUUGAGCGAGGUGCAGAUAGGGCAGAUGAGGAGGCAGGUGCACGCGCAGCGAGCCAAGGCGGAGGAGGAGAGUCGCCGGGCAGGGUCAGCUGGCUACCACUCUCAGCGUUCCUGUAGGGAGGGGGGCGCUAGACCGCAGUCCAACUACUAUGAAUACGAGACCGCCCCUCCCAGGAGACCUGGCAAGCUUUCACACUACCACUGACCUGUGUUACUACAUUUAUAAACAGCCUAAAACCGUCCCACUGCUGGACACAGGCCUCGCCUCAAUCUAUCAGUAUCAUAAGCUGCUGCACUGCCGGGUUGUUAUAGCUUGGUAAAAAUAGUAGAAAUCGUUUUUUUUUUUUAUUGACAAUACAUUGAAGCAAUCACGUGGAUUUAGAAUCUCCUUGCUAACCUAUGAAACUUACUUAACGUUUGCCACAGUUUCAAAAGUUCCUAUCAUGACCCUUUUCUACUUCUUUUACCAACCUUUACGGAAACUAUUCUCAAUUCAUAUCUGGGCAAAAAAGUUUGAUUCUGUUAAAUUAUAAAUAGCACAGCACAUCUAUUGAGUUGGAAAAAACAAAGUACUUAAAUAAAAAUUUAAAAUGACAAACAUUGUCAUGAUGGAAAAUUGUUAUGGGCGUUAGGCUGAUCCCUUGUCAUCAUAAGGUUGAACACAUCCAUCUUAGGACUUCGUAUCAAGAGUGGCUGCAAGUUGUAUACUUGAGAAGUUGUUUACUUGUGGCUCUGCACACCUCAUUAGAGAUUACGCGAGUUUAAGUA